Messenger RNA from Oreochromis niloticus (Nile tilapia), 16383 nucleotides. It is a transcript of the gene ryr3, whose product is annotated as ryanodine receptor 3. The record is from RefSeq and is a predicted model, not a curated record. Lineage: Eukaryota; Metazoa; Chordata; Actinopteri; Cichliformes; Cichlidae. Gene Ontology annotation, molecular function: protein binding; ryanodine-sensitive calcium-release channel activity. Bases 473 to 15343 code for a protein of 4956 amino acids. The transcript is spliced from 108 exons. Gene Ontology annotation, biological process: release of sequestered calcium ion into cytosol by sarcoplasmic reticulum; intracellular calcium ion homeostasis; striated muscle contraction. Gene Ontology annotation, cellular component: Z disc; sarcolemma; sarcoplasmic reticulum membrane.
GAGAGGAUGGGGGUGCAGACAGAGAGACGGGGACGUUCAUAACUUUGCAUUCAGCUCCACUGCUGCCAGUCAAGACCAGCAUGCGUCAUUAUCAGACAGGGAGUGAGACCAAACCGCAAACAUUUUAAAAGUAAUACUAUUUUAGCACAAGGAUCCAUCUUCGUACGCAGCAGAGCAUCAGCUGCCAUCAUCAUCAUCACCACUAGCACCACCGGGAGCUUGUCCCCUGAUGCCCCGUCCGUCCGCUGAUCCGCACUGCUGCUGCUAGGCGUCGGGGCGCAGAGAGGGGAGGGAAAGGAGGAGGAAGAGUGGAUGAGGAGUAGGAAGGAGAGGAGUGGAGGGGGGCUCGGCCGGGCUGCCCUAUAUGGCUGUGGAUGUGCUCUCUGCUAAUAUCGGCUUGAGAAGCACAGCAUCGCGUUUCUGCCAGCAGUCAGUGGUGGCUUCCAGAGUCUAAGCAGGCUCCUUCACAGCCAUGGCUGAGGGCGGAGAAGGGGAAGAUGAGAUCCAGUUCUUGAGAACUGACGAUGAGGUGGUGCUCCAGAGUGUGGCCACCAUCCAGAAGGAGCAUCGUAAGUUCUGCCUGGCCGCCGAGGGACUUGGAAACCGUCUAUGUUACCUGGAAUCAACAUCUGAAGCUAAGUAUGUUCCUCCGGACAUUUGUAUCUGUAACUUUGUGCUGGAGCAGUCACUGUCAGUGCGAGCCCUGCAGGAGAUGCUGGCUAACACUGGGCAGAACAGCGAAGGGAGCGCUGACCAUGAAAAAUGGAGGUUGAUUAAAAAGGCGGGUCAGGGGGGUGGACACCGGACCCUGCUCUACGGUCACGCCAUCCUCCUACGCCACUCCUUCAGUGGCAUGUACUUGACCUGUUUGAAGACAUCAAGGUCUCUGACAGACAAGCUGUCAUUUGAUGUCGGACUGCAAGAAGAUUCAAUAGGAGAGUCCUGCUGGUGGACCAUUCACCCUGCAUCUAAGCAGAGAUCUGAGGGAGAGAAAGUCCGCAUUGGAGACGACCUGAUUCUUGUCAGUGUGUCGACGGAGAGAUAUCUACAUCUCUCUAUUUCCAAUGGCAACAUUCACGUGGAUGCCUCCUUCAUGCAGACCCUGUGGAAUGUCCAGCCUACCUGCUCAUCAAGCAACAUGGCAGUAGGUUAUUUAAUUGGUGGACAUGUGAUGCGUCUCUGUCAUGGGCAUGAUGAGAGCCUGACCAUUCCUGGAGCAGACAAGAAUGAAGAGGAGCAGAGGAUAGUCAACUAUGAGGCUGGUAAGGGAGCAUCAAAGGCCCGUUCACUGUGGAGAGUGGAGCCGCUGAGGAUCAGCUGGAGUGGUAGCCACAUCCGGUGGGGCCAGCCCUUCCGACUACGCCAUCUCUCUACUGGCCAUUAUCUUGCCCUGACUGAAGACCGUGGACUGGUCCUGCAGGACAGAGUGAAGUCUGACACCACGGCCACUGCUUUCUGCUUUAGGGCCUCCAAGGAAAAGGGAGAUACUGGCCCAAAGAGGGACAUUGAUGGCAUGGGCGUGCCAGAGAUCAAGUACGGAGACUCUGUGUGCUUCAUCAUGCAUGUGGCAACAGGACUUUGGCUGUCCUACCAGGCGCCAGAUGCCAAAUCAUCUCGUCUUGGUCCCCUAAAAAGAAGGGCCUGCCUACAUUCUGAGGGCCACAUGGAUGACGGGCUCAUCCUCCAGCGCUGUCAGCAUGAGGAGUCUCGGGCUGCACGCAUCAUCCGUAACACCACGUUCCUCUUUACCAAUUUCAUCAAAGCUUUGGACAGCAUUGCAGCAGGAGAGUCUACAGCGGUGGCCGGGUACGUUGAAGAGGUGCUACAGACACUGAAUGAUUUGAUUGAGUACUUUAAGCAGCCCGAUUCUGAGCUGGAGCAUGAAGAGAAGCAGUGUCUUCUCCGUUCACUCAUCAAACGUCAGGACCUCUUCAAAGAGGAGGGUAUGCUGAGUCUUCUGUCCAAAUGCAUCGAUCGAAUGAACCUGUACGACAGUGCAGCCCACUUCGGGGAGGUGGCUGGGGAGGAAGCUGGCGCAGCCUGGAAGGACAUUCUCAACCUGCUUUAUGAACUCUUAGCUGCACUGAUUCGUGGAAACCGGAACAACUGUACCCAGUUUUCCCGAAAAUUGGACUGGUUGGUCAGCAAACUCGAAAGACUGGAGUCUUCAUCAGGUAUUCUGGAAGUCCUCCACUGUAUCUUGGUAGAAAGCCCAGAAGCUCUGAACAUCAUCCAGAAAGGUCACAUUAAAUCCAUCGUCUCUCUGCUCUACAAGCAUGGACGCAACCACAAGAUCCUGGAUGUCCUUUGUUCCCUCUGUGUAUGCAAUGGAGUGGCAGUGAGAGCCAAUCAGAAUCUGAUCUGUGACAACCUCCUUCCCAAUAGGGACCUACUGCUUCAGACUCGAUUGGUCAAUGAUGUUCAGAGUAUGAGACCAAAUAUCUUCCUGGGCAUAGCUGAAGGUUCAGCUCAGUAUAAGAAGUGGUAUUAUGAGCUGGUCAUUGACCAAGUGGACCACUUUGUAACCAGUGAGCCGACCCACCUGAGGGUAGGCUGGGCCAACACUAAAGGCUAUGCUCCGUACCCCGGUGGAGGAGAAGGGUGGGGAGGCAACGGUGUUGGAGAUGACCUGUACUCUUACAGCUUUGAUGGACUGCAUCUCUGGUCAGGCCGAAUCCCAAGGGCCGUGGCCUCCAUUAACCAGCACCUGCUGAACUCAGACGAUGUGGUCAGCUGCUGUCUGGAUUUGGGAGCUCCCAGUAUGUCCUUCAGGAUCAACGGGCAGCCUGUCCAGGGCAUGUUCGAGGACUUCAACACAGACGGGUUCUUCUUCCCUGUAGUCAGCUUUUCUGCAGGUGUAAAGGUCCGGUUCCUGCUAGGCGGCCGCCAUGGAGAUUUCAAGUUCUUGCCACCUGCCGGUUACUCUCCGUGUUAUGAAGCACUGUUGCCCAAAGAGAAGAUGCAUGUAGAGCCUGUGAAGGAGUACAAGAGGGACCAUGAUGGGGUCCGUGAUUUGCUGGGAACCACCCAGUUCCUCUCUCAGGCCUCCUUUAUCCCCACUCCUGUUGACACCAGUCAGAUUGUUCUUCCCCCUCACUUGGAGAACAUCCGGGACAAGCUGGCAGAAAACAUUCACGAACUGUGGGGGAUGAACAAGAUUGAACUGGGCUGGACCUAUGGCAAGGUUCGUGAUGACAACAAGAGGCAGCACCCUUGCCUUGUGGAUUUCGCCAAGCUGCCUGAAACUGAAAGGAACUACAACUUGCAGAUGUCCAGUGAAACCCUAAAGACCCUUUUAGCCCUGGGAUGCCAUGUUGCCCAGGUUAAUAUUCACGCUGAAGACGAUCUGAAGAAAAUCAAAUUACCCAAAAACUACAUGAUGUCCAAUGGAUAUAAGCCUGCGCCGCUGGACCUCUCUGACGUGAGACUGAAUGCUGGUCAGGAGGUUCUAGUUGAUAAACUGGCCGAAAAUGCGCACAAUGUGUGGGCCAAAGAUAGAAUUAAACAAGGAUGGACCUAUGGCAUCCAGCAGGAUUUGAAGAGCAGGCGUAAUCCUCGCCUGGUGCCAUAUGCUUUACUGGAUGAACGCACCAAGAAAUCUAACAGGGACAGUCUGAGAGAGGCCAUCAGGACUAUGGUUGGAUAUGGAUAUGAGAUCGACCCCCCAGAUCAAGAGGUUGUGCACGUGCUUGAUGAUCAGAGCGUCGAGACGAUACGCUUCUUCCGUGUGGAGCAGACCUACGCGGUGAAGACGGGGAAGUGGUACUUUGAGUUUGAGGCUCUGAGUGGAGGAGACAUGAGGGUUGGCUGGGCCAGACCAGGCUGCAGACCUGAUGUGGAGCUCGGAGUGGACGAUCAAGCCUUCGUCUUUGAUGGAUAUCGGGGACGACGUAUGCAUGCAGGCAGCCGCUACUUUGGACAUCCUUGGAAAAAGGGCGACGUGGUUGGCUGCAUGAUCAACAUGGAGGACAAAUCGAUGAUUUUCACCCUUAACGGAGAACUGCUGAUCACCAAUAAAGGAUCCGAGCUUUGCUUCACUGACUUUGAGACAGAGGAUGGUUUCAUCCCCGUGUGCAGUCUCAGCAUGUCUCAGAUCGGCCGUAUGAACUUGGGCAAGGACGCCAGUACUUUCAAGUACUACACCAUGUGUGGUCUACAGGAGGGUUUUGAGCCCUUUGCUGUUAACAUGAACAGAGAGGUCACCAUGUGGUUCAGCAAGCGCCUGCCCACUUUUUUCAAUGUACCUGAGGAACACCCUGAUAUUGAGGUGACGAGGAUUGACGGAACAGUCGACAGCCCUCCUUGCCUUAAGGUCACUCACAAGACGUAUGGCACUCAAAACAGCAACAAUGACAUGGUCUACUGUAGACUGAGCAUGCCCGUGGAGUUUUAUUCUGCAGACAAGCUCCUGGAUGAAUCACUGAAGCUCAGCCAUCCUCCAAAAGAAGAUGGAAGUAUUGACUUUGGAAGCAUCACAACUUAUUACUACUCAGUGCGAGUGUUUGCUGGACAGGACCCUGCUUCUGUGUGGGUGGGCUGGGUCACACCCGACUAUCAUUAUUAUAGCAAGAACUUCAGCCUCAGCAAAACACGCACGGUCACAGUGACGCUGGGAGAUGAGAGGGGAAGGGUCCAUGAGAGUGUUCAGAGGAGUAACUGCUACAUGGUGUGUGUAGCAGACGCAGUUACCCCGUCUUCCUCCAGCCGCUCUAGCUCCGACCUGGAGAUUGGCUGUCUGGCUGACCUGGCCACUGGCCUUGUCUCCUUCACUGCCAAUGGCAAAGAGCUCCCCACAUCAUAUCAGGUGGAACCAAAUACCAAGCUCUUCCCUGCUGUAUUUGUCCUCCCCACCAGUGCAAACCUCUUCCAGUUUGAAUUUGUUAAGAUAAAGGAUGCCAUGCCACUCUCAUCAGCCAUAUUCAAGAGCGAGCACAGGAACCCGGUGCCACAGUGUCCGCCACGGUUGGAUGUGCAGACAAUUGUGGCAGUGCUUUGGAGCCGGAUGCCCAAUAUCUUUCUCAAUGUGGAGACGGCUCGCGUUAGUGAAAGACAUGGCUGGGUGGUCCAGUGUCUGGAGCCUAUGCAGAUGAUGGCUGUACACAUACCUGAAGAAAACAGGUGUUUGGACAUAAUGGAGUUAUCUGAGCACGAAGACUUGAGGAAGUUCCACUACCACACACUAAAGCUGUAUUGUGCCCUUUGUGCACUGGGAAACACUCGUGUAGCUCACGCCCUCUGCAGCCAUUUGGACCAAUCACAGCUUCUCUACACAAUCGACAAUCAGUACCUCUCUGGCAUGCUGAGAGAGGGCUUCUACAAUGUCCUCAUCAGCAUUCAUCUCGAGACAGCAAAGGAAGCCCGUCUAAUGAUGAACAACGAGUUCAUUAUCCCUGUGACGGAUGAAACGCGCUCCAUCAAGCUGUUCCCAGAUGAGUCCAAGCAACAUUCACUUCCUGGGGUGGACCUAAGCACCUCCCUUAAACCUCGGGUCAAUUUCUCCCCUGUGGGAAUCAUCAACACCAAACGCCAGCAGUACCUCUACAGCCCCCAGAUCCCAUUGGGCAUCCUAAAGGAAAAAGCCAUUAGCAUGCUAACCGAGGCAGUGCAAGGUGGAGGGACCCACAUCCGAGACCCAGUAGGCGGGAGUCUUGAGUACCAGUUUGUUCCCAUUUUGAAACUGAUUGGAACACUGUUAAUAAUGGGAGUCCUGACCAGUGAUGAGGUGAGGCUGAUUCUCCUCCUGAUCGACCCCAAUGUGUUUGGAGAGACCAAAGAGGGCGAGGAAGUUAAGGGGGAUGAGGUGGCCAUGUCGGGGGAGAAGGAGGAGGUGAGCAAGAAUGAGGAGAAGGCUGUAGAAGCAGGGGAGGAGGAGACCAAGGAGAGCAAACCGCAAGUUAAAGGCCUGCUGGAGAAGUCUCUGCCGGAGUCUGUCAAACGCCAGAUGUGUGAGCUGCUCCACUACUUCUGUGACUGCGAGCUGAAGCACCGCAUCGAAUCCAUUGUUUCCUUCUCCGACAGCUUCGUAUCCAAGCUGCAGUACAAUCAGAAGUUCCGCUACAAUGAGCUAAUGCUGGCUCUCAACAUGUCUGCCGCUGUCACUGCCAAGAAGACCAAAGAGUUUCGUUCACCUCCGCAGGAGCAGAUAAACAUCCUGUUGAAUUUCAGCGCAGGUGAGGACUGCCCCUGCCCCGAGGAGAUCCAGGAUGAGCUCAACUCGUUCCACGAAGAACUGCGGCUGCAUUGUGGAAUUCCAGUGGAGGAGGAAGAAGAAGAACAGGACACUUCAAUUAAAGGCCGUCUUCUGGCUUUACUGUAUAAGAUCAAGGGCCCACCACAGAAGACAGAGCAGGAACCCACAGAGACUGAACAGGCUGCCCCCACCAACCUGAAGGAGCUUAUCUCCCAGACCAUAACCAGCUGGGCUCAGGAGUCUCACAUUCAGGACCCAGAGCUGGUCAGAGUGAUGUUCAGCCUGCUGAGGAGACAGUAUGACGGCAUCGGGGAACUGCUUCGGGCCAUGAAGAAGUCGUACACCAUCAGUGCCGCAUCCGUGCAAGAUGCUAUUAACCUGCUGGCAUCUCUGGGUCAAAUCAGAUCUCUGCUAUCAGUGCGAAUGGGCAAGGAAGAGGAGAAACUCAUGAUUGAUGGGCUCGGCGACAUCAUGAACAACAAGGUUUUCUACCAGCAUCCUAAUCUGAUGAGAGUGCUGGGCAUGCAUGAGACAGUCAUGGAGGUCAUGGUGAACGUGCUUGGGGGAGACAAGUCACAGGAGAUCGCUUUCCCCAAGAUGGUAGCUAGCUGUUGUCGCUUCCUGUGUUAUUUCUGCCGUAUUAGCCGGCAAAACCAGAAAGCCAUGUUUGACCACCUGAGCUACCUGCUGGAGAACAGCAGUGUCGGAUUGGCCUCUGAAGCUAUGCGGGGCUCCACUCCGCUGGAUGUCGCAGCGUCUUCGGUGAUGGACAACAACGGUCUGGCGCUGGCCCUGGAGGAGCCUGAUCUGGAGAAGGUGGUGACAUACCUAGCAGGCUGUGGUCUUCAGAGCUGCGCCAUGCUGGUGGCUAAGGGAUACCCAGACCUCGGCUGGAACCCCAUAGAGGGAGAGCGCUACCUCUCAUUCCUGAGGUUCGCCGUUUUCUGCAACGGUGAGAGCGUGGAGGAAAAUGCCAACGUGGUGGUGAAGCUGCUCAUCAGACGUCCAGAGUGUUUCGGCCCCGCCUUGAGGGGCGAGGGGGGUCAGGGUCUGCUGGCUGCCAUGGAAGAGGCCAUCAAGAUCUCUGAAGAUCCUGCCCUGGACCUGCCCAAGACUCCUGCUGGAGUCACUACUGGGUCUGGUGAGGAGGAAGGGGAAGUGAUUCACAUGGGCAACGCCAUCAUGUCCUUCUACUCUGCCCUCAUUGACCUGCUGGGACGCUGUGCUCCUGAGAUGCAUCUUAUCAAUGCAGGUAAAGGUGAGGCGCUGCGUAUCAGAGCCAUCCUGCGCUCUCUUGUUCCCACUUCAGACCUGGUGGGCGUCAUCAGCAUCCCCCUCAAAAUGCCUGUCGUUAAUAAAGAUGGCACAGUGACCGAACCGGACAUGUCAGCUUGUUUCUGUCCCGACCACAAGGCCCCCAUGGUGCUCUUCCUGGACAGAGUUUAUGGCAUCGAGGACCAGAGCUUCCUGCUCCAGAUGUUGGAGGUUGGCUUCCUGCCUGACCUCCGAGCCUCGGCAUCUCUGGAUACAGAGGCGUUGAGCACUACAGAGACUGCCCUGGCCAUGAACAGGUACAUCGGCUCAGCUCUGCUGCCUCUGCUGACCCGCUGUGCCGCUCUUUUUGGCAGCACAGAGCACCACGCACAGCUGGUUGACUCCACGUUGCAGACUAUCUACAGGCUGUCAAAAGGCCGCUCACUCACCAAAGCCCAAAGGGAUGCCAUUGAAGAGUGUCUGCUGGCAAUCUGCAAACACCUGCGUCCCUCUAUGAUGCAGCAGCUGCUCAGACGUCUGGUGUUUGACGUUCCAGUGCUCAAUGAAUAUUGCAAGAUACCUCUCCGGCUGCUGACCAAUCACUACGAGCAGAACUGGAAGUACUACUGCCUGCCAUCUGGUAUGGGCAGCUUUGGCACUGCCUCUGAGGAGGAGCUCCUUCUCACCAAGAAACUCUUCUGGGGAAUCUUUGACUCCCUUUCUCAUAAGAAAUAUGAUGCUGAACUUUUCAAAAUGGCCAAGUCAUGCCUGUGUGCAAUCGCUGGGGCCCUGCCUCCAGACUUUGUGGAUUCCAGUUUAGGUGCAACGCUGGAGAAGCAGGCAUCAAUGGACGCACAGGGUAACUUUGACCCCAAACCCAUCAGCACUGCCAAUAUCUCCCUUCCUGAAAAACUUGAGUACAUUGCCAACAAAUAUGCAGAGCAUUCCCAUGACAAGUGGUCCUCAGAGAAGAUGUCAGUGGGCUGGAAACAUGGAGACACUGUGGAUGAGCAGGCCAAAACCCAUCCACUCCUGAAGCCCUAUAAAUCUCUGAGUGAGAAGGAGAGAGAAACGUAUCGCUGGCCAGUGAGAGAGUCACUGAAGAGCAUGUUGUCUAUGGGCUGGAACAUUGAGAGGACCAAAGAGGGUGAGGCGAUGUUCCAGCAACGAGAGAGCGAAAAACAGCGGAAGAUCUCCGAGUCCCAGAUUAAUGGAUUCAGUCCCGCUCCAAUGGAUCUGCACAAUGUCACCUUGUCGAGAGAGCUGCAGGGCAUGGUGGAGGUGGUUGCAGAAAAUUACCACAACAUCUGGGCCAAGAAGAAGAAAACUGAGCUUGUCAGCAAAGGAGGAGGGACCCACCCACUGCUGGUACCCUAUGAUACCUUGACAGCUAAAGAGAAGUACAGAGACAGAGAGAAGGCCCAGGAGCUCUUCAAGUUCCUGCAGAUUAGCGGCUAUGCCAUCACAAGAGGCUUGAAGGACAUGGAGCAGGAUUCAUCAUCAAUGGAAAAACGUUUUUCUUACAAGUUCCUUAAGAGGCUGCUGAAGAAUGUUGACUCUGCCCAGGAGUUCAUUGCUCAUCUUGAGGCGAUGGCCACCAGCGGGAAGACCGACAAAUCCCCUCAUGACCAGGAAAUCAAGUUCUUUGCCAAGGUGUUGCUUCCCCUGACUGAUCAAACAUUUAAAAACCACUGUCUGUACUUCCUGUCUACACCUAGUCAGAACCUGAGCAGUUGUGGUUGUGCCUCCAAUAAAGAGAAGGAGAUGGUCACCAGUCUGUUCUGUAAGCUGGCAGCUCUUGUCAGACACAGGAUUUCUCUCUUUGGAAGUGAUUCAGCAAUGAUGGUGAGCUGUCUGCACAUCCUUACUCACUCACUUGACACUAGAACAGUGAUGAAGACUGGCUCGGAGCUGGUAAAAGUCGGGUUAAAGACUUUCUUUGAGAAUGCAGCAGAAGACUUGGACAAGCUGCUGGAGAUGCUGAAACUGGGAAAGUUCAUGCAAUCCCGUGCCCAGAUGAAGAGCGUCAGUCAAAGCAUAAACUAUGUGACAGUGGCACUGCUGCCUAUCCUCACUGCUCUCUUUGAACAUAUCAAAACAUACGAGUUUGGAGUGGACUUGCUUUUGGAUGACGUCCAGCUGUCUUGCUACAGAAUUCUGACAUGUUUGUACUCUCUGGGAACAGGAAAGAACGUGUUUGUGGAGAGGCAUCUGCCAGCACUGGGGGAGAGCCUGGCGACUCUGGUUGGAGCCAUGCCUGUAGCUUUCCUGGAGCCUCAUCUAAACGCUCACAACCCACUCUCAGUCUUCAACACCAAGACCCCUCGAGAGCGAGCCAUCCUGAGUAUGCCUGACACAGUGGAGGAGAUGUGCCCAGAGAUGCCUCGUCUUGACAAACUUCUCAAAGACGUCAAUGAUGUGUCAGAGUCUGGUGCUCGCUAUAGUGACAUGCCACAGGUUAUAGAGGUAAUCCUUCCCAUGCUGUGUAACUAUCUGUCCUACUGGUGGGAGAAAGGUCCAGAGAACUCGCCCCCAGAUACUCAGUGCUGCACCAUGGUGACCUCUGAACACCUCAGCAUCAUUCUGGGAAAUAUCCUCAAGAUCCUCAACAGCAACCUGGGCAUCGAUGAUGCUCCUUGGAUGAAGAGGAUUGCCGUCUAUUCUCAGCCAAUCAUCUGCAAAGCUGGAGCAGAUCUGCUCAGAACCCAUUUCCUGCCCACACUGGAUAAAUUAAAGAAGAAGACAGUGAAGGUGGUGGCUGAAGAGGAGCUGCUGAAAGCUGACAGCAAAGGUGACAACCAGGAGGCAGAACUGCUCAUCUUGGACGAGUUUGCUGUGCUCUGCAGGGACCUCUAUGCUUUCUACCCCAUGCUCAUUCGUUAUGUGGACAACAACAGGUCCAGGUGGCUGAAGGAGCCGGACGGAGACUCCACUGAGCUCUUUAGGAUGGUGGCUGAGAUCUUCAUCCUCUGGUGCAAGUCACAUAACUUUAAGCGUGAGGAGCAAAACUUUGUGGUUCAGAAUGAAAUCAACAAUUUGGGCUUCCUAACUGGUGAAGGCAAGACUAAGAUGUCCAAGACAGGUGGGGACCAGGAGAGGAAACACAAGCGCCGACGUGGUGAAUACUACUCCAUUCAAACGUCUCUAAUUGUAGCCGCCCUGAAGAAGAUGCUACCCAUCGGCCUUAACAUGUGCACCCCGGGAGACCAGGAGCUCAUCUCUUUGGCCAAGAUACGCUACAGCCUGAAAGACACAGAUGAUGAGGUGAAGGAGCAUUUGCGUCAGAAUCUCCAUCUCCAGGACAAGUCUGACGACCCAGCGGUCCAGUGGCAGAUGAACCUGUACAAAGAUGUUGUGGUGAAGAUUGAGGAACCAGCAAACCCAGAGAACACAGUGGACAGAGUCCAGAGCAUCUCUGCUGCAGUCUUCCAUCUGGAGCAGGUGGAGCAACCACUUAGGAAUAAAAAGUGUGUGUGGCAGAAGCUGCUGUCAAAACAGCGUAAACGUGCUGUAGUGGCUUGUUUCCGCAUGGCUCCACUCUACAAUUUACCCAGGCAUCGUGCUAUCAACUUCUUCAUCCCGGCCUAUGAGAGACUUUGGAUAGAGGCAGAGGAGUACUCCUUUGAGGAGAAGCUAGUUCAGGAUCUGGCAGUAAGUACUGGGCUAGCCUUGCCCUCGCCCCAUGUGCCCUGCGUUGGCACCCCUCUGCCAGUCCUGUCUGCCGAAUGCUUCUUUAGCUCUGCGCCUGUUGAGCCAUGGGAGCGCGCCCGGGUGGGGACCUCGCCCAAAGCACCCAGGGUCCCCCGCUCUAGGCGUGCAAAACCCUUCAAACAGAGGUCCGUCAGGGGUCAGAGGCUGCAUGAUCAACUCAGGAGACACAGGGCCAGCUCCGGCACUCACAGCUCUAGAAAAGCAGGCUAUGCCUUUCUGACAGCAGUGAAAACACCAAUGAAGAUUGUGGAGGAGGAGGAAGAGGAGGUGGCUGAGAUCCAGCCCGACCCUCUCCACCAACUCAUUCUCCACUUCAGCCACAAUGCUCUGACAGAAAGAAGUCACUUGGAAGAAGAUCCUUUGUAUAUUGCGUAUGCAGACAUGAUGGCAAAGAGCUGUGCAGAGGAUGAGGAAGAAGAAGAAGAGGAAGAAGGGAAAGAAAAGACAUUCGAGGAGAAGGAGAUGGAAAAGCAGAAGAUCCUUUAUCAGCAGGCGAGGCUGCACGCUCGUGGGGCUGCUGAAAUGGUGCUGCAGAUGAUCAGCGCCAGUAAAGGUCGUCUGGGCCCCAUGGUGACCUGCACCCUCAAACUGGGCAUCUCCAUCCUAAAUGGAGGCAACGUGCAAGUUCAGCAGAAAAUGCUCGAUUACUUGAAAGAAAAAAGAGAUGCAGGCUUUUUCAAGAGUCUUUCAGGACUAAUGCAGUCCUGCAGUGUCCUGGACUUGAAUGCAUUUGAGAGACAGAACAAAGCAGAAGGACUCGGCAUGGUGACAGAGGAAGGUUCUAUCCACACUGAGCGGGGCUCCAAGGUGCUACAGAAUGAUGAGUUUACUAAAGAUCUUUUCCGGUUUUUGCAACUUCUGUGCGAGGGCCACAAUGGAGAUUUCCAGAAUUUUCUGAGAACCCAAACUGGAAACACAACCACAGUCAACAUCAUUAUCAGCACUGUGGACUAUCUGCUCCGUCUUCAGGAAUCUAUCAGUGACUUCUACUGGUACUACUCUGGCAAAGAAAUAAUUGAUGAAACCGGAAAGCUCAACUUUUCCAAAGCUUUAUCUGUAGCAAAGCAGAUAUUUAACUCGCUGACUGAGUACAUCCAGGGUCCAUGUAUUGGGAACCAGCAGAGUUUAGCACACAGCAGACUGUGGGAUGCAGUGGUGGGCUUCUUGCAUGUUUUCGCAAACAUGCAGAUGAAGCUGUCUCAGGAUGCCAGUCAAAUUGAGCUGCUGAAGGAACUGAUGGACUUACAGAAAGACAUGGUGGUCAUGCUGCUGUCUCUGCUUGAGGGUAAUGUGGUUAAUGGAACAAUUGGAAAGCAGAUGGUUGACACCCUGGUGGAGUCUUCCAGCAAUGUGGAGAUGAUUCUUAAGUUCUUCGACAUGUUCCUUAAAUUGAAGGAUCUCACGACCUCUGACAACUUCAAGGAGUAUGACCCUGAGUGUAAAGGCAUCAUUUCUAAGAAGGAGUUCCACAAGUCCAUGGAGAGCCAGAAGCAGUACAUCCAGUCUGAGAUCGAAUUCUUGCUCUCGUGUGUAGAGGCGGACGAGAAUGACAUGUUCAACUACAAGGAGUUUGUGGAGCGGUUCCACGAGCCGGCCAAAGACAUCGGUUUCAAUGUGGCAGUCCUUUUGACCAACCUGUCUGAACACAUGCCGCAUGACUCCCGACUUGCCACUUUCUUAGAUCUGGCUGAAAGUGUGCUUAGUUACUUUGAGCCUUACCUGGGUCGUAUUGAAAUCAUGGGCAGUGCAAAGCGAAUCGAGAGGGUUUACUUUGAGAUCAGCGAGUCGAGCCGUGAGCAGUGGGAAAAGCCGCAGGUGAAAGAAUCCAAGCGUCAGUUCAUCUUUGACGUGGUGAACGAGGGCGGAGAGAGCGAGAAGAUGGAGAUGUUUGUGAAUUUCUGCGAAGACACCAUUUUUGAGAUGCAGCUGGCCUCACAGAUCUCUGAGCCAGAAGUGGUUGAACAGCCCGAAGAGGACGAAGAGGAAGAUGGACACAGCAUCCUGGAGGAGCUGACUGCAGAGGAAGAGCACGCCCUGGAGUCUGCCUCUGCCUUCACCACCGCAUGUCGCUCAGUCAGUGGCAAGAUUGCACACGUCCGCCAGAUGUUUUCCAUUAAAAACAUGCGCAAGAAGUUUAAGAAACUCAAGAAGCUGAGCAUCAAGGAGAUAAUCACAGGCUUCUUUGCCUUCUUCUGGAUGCUCUUCACUGGCUUUUUUAAGGGUAUCUACAGCCUCAUCUUUGGUUUCUUCCACGUCAUCUGGUCCUCCAUGUUUGGUGGAGGUUUAGUCGAGGGAGCCAAGAACAUAAAGGUGACGGACAUCCUCGGAAACAUGCCUGACCCGACUCAGUUCGGCAUCCAUGGAGAUGUGAUAGAGGGAGAGAAAGUGGAGGCUAUAGAAUCAUUAGGAAACCUGGACAUAGCCAUGGCACCAACAGGGGACAUCGUAGAGGUUGACAUGAUGAUGGAGAUGCUGAACGCGCCUAAAAAAGAAGGAGGAAAACAUGUGGAGCCAGGCCUGGGGGAUGUUAGCGAGCUGAGUGCUGAGCCCUCCACUGAUCAUAAGAAGAAAGCUGCUGCCAAGAAGGUUGAAACCCCUGAGAAUGAACCAGAAAAAGCAGACACAGAGAACCAAGAGAAGGAGGAUAAACCAAAGGAGGAGGCGGCUAAGGAGCCAGUGACAGAGGAGAAGCCCAAGACCAGGUCAAGUCAGCCUAAAGAGCCAGCACCGGCGUUCAUGUCCAGUAUUUUUGCAGUUCUGGAUGUCUAUCUGAACAAGACGGUGAACUACCUGGCUCGUAACUUCUAUAACCUCCGCUUCCUGGCCCUGUUUGUGUGUUUUGCCAUCAACUUCAUUCUGCUCUUCUACAAGGUCACUGGUGAAACUGAUGAAGAAACUGAAGGUGAAAACCGCUGGGGUGCUGACGAAGAGGAUGACGAGGACACGCUCUUUGACAUGGAUGAGUUUGUGCUUCAGGAGAGCACCGGCUACAUGUUACCAACGCUGCGCUUCUUGGCUAUAUUCCACACCGUCAUCUCGCUCGUCUGCCUGGUCGGGUACUACUGCCUGAAGGUUCCUUUGGUGGUUUUUAAGAGGGAGAAGGAAAUUGCCAGAAAGCUUGAAUUUGAUGGGCUGUACAUCACUGAGCAGCCAUCUGACGAUGAUAUCAAAGGCCAGUGGGAUCGACUUGUCAUCAACACCCCAUCCUUCCCAAACAACUACUGGGACAAAUUUAUCAAGCGCAAGGUUAUUAAUAAAUAUGGUGAUCUCUAUGGAGCAGAACGCAUUGCUGAGCUUUUAGGCCUAGAUAAGAGUGCUUUGGACUUUGACCCCACAGUGGAAACUGUCGAGAAGGAAGCGUCCCUGGUCUCCUGGCUGAGCUCCAUUGAUACAAAGUACCACAUCUGGAAACUGGGCGUGGUCUUGACUGACAAUUCUUUCCUGUAUCUCAUCUGGUACACCACCAUGUCUAUUUUUGGACACUUCAACAACUUCUUCUUUGCUGCUCAUCUGCUGGACAUCGCCAUGGGAUUCAAGACCCUUCGCACCAUCCUGUCAUCUGUUACUCACAAUGGCAAGCAGCUCGUGCUGACUGUGGGUUUGCUGGCGGUGGUCGUCUAUCUCUACACCGUGGUGGCCUUCAACUUCUUCAGGAAGUUUUACAAUAAGAGCGAGGAUGAAGACGAGCCCGACAUGAAGUGCGACGAUAUGAUGACGUGCUAUAUGUUCCACAUGUACGUGGGUGUGAGAGCUGGAGGAGGUAUUGGAGAUGAGUUAGAGGACCCAGCUGGAGAUCCAUACGAGCUCUACCGCAUCCUGUUCGACAUCACCUUCUUCUUCUUUGUCAUCGUCAUCCUGCUGGCCAUCAUUCAGGGUUUAAUCAUUGAUGCCUUUGGUGAGCUGAGAGACCAACAGGAGCAGGUGAAAGAGGACAUGGAGACCAAAUGUUUCAUCUGUGGAAUUGGGAAUGAUUACUUUGACCGGACGCCUCAUGGCUUUGAAACUCACACCUUACAAGAACACAACCUAGCCAACUACCUGUUCUUCCUGAUGUAUCUGAUUAACAAGGAUGAGACUGAGCAUACGGGUCAGGAGUCAUACGUGUGGAAGAUGUACCAGGAGAGAUGCUGGGACUUCUUCCCCACUGGAGACUGCUUCCGUAAGCAAUAUGAGGACCAGCUGGGUUAGAGCGGGCCGCCUUGUCUGCUGCUCUGAACCCCAAUCUCCACUUUGCUUCUACCUGGAAAAAAGACAUUGAACUUGACUUCACCCUGUUACCAAAACACACACCGUCAUAGUGUCGAAAAAUGUAAAGAGGAAAAAAAAAAAAAAAAUCUGAAUUCUGACACAAACGCAAAACAUAACGACUCUAAGAUUUACAACUGACGAUUGGACAUUUCGGGUUUGCGUGUUCUUCGUUGUUACUGAAAUAGUCUCCUGCCACUACGCCUCUUUUAUGCAAAUAAUUCUUUUAAUUCUGAUUCACAUGGCCUUUUUUCACUUGCUUAACCCCAACCUGCUGCACAAUUUGUUGUUUGUAGACAUCUGAUAAUUGUGAAGGGUUACAGCAUGACAACUGAAUGUCUGAAUAUGCACAAUUUCUAGAUUACCGCCAGGAUGUUACUGUCACUUCCUACCCAAACCACAAGUGAAUGGAUGUGUGCUGCUAGUAAUGAUCUAGUUAACAUCCAGUGAAAUGACCUGAUUUGCCUUUCAAAGCUGGUUCAAACCGUUCUGAUGACAUGAAGAUGGUUCUUCCAGGACCAGAGACAACUCUCACUUUAGGUGUUUAUCAAGUGCCGAUGUGCCUUAUGAAAAAAAACUAUGCAAAAGAGAAAAAAAUAUCAUUUUUGUCCCUCCUAACACAAGCAGUGCUCUGUUCUUGAUUAGCUAUAAGCAAAUUUAGGUAAAGCUAGUUUUGUGGCUUUUACAUUUAAAAAGAAAAAGAAAUAUUUGUUGUAUAAUAUCUAGAUGAUCCUUGUGUAAAUGUUGCUUAGUUUGGUUUUGUUCCUGAACUGUGGUGUCCUGCCCACCUGCACUUGUUUCUACAGCAGAGGAACCCCACAACAAACGGACAAUUAAACAGCAAAACUUGGUUCGAGAAUUUAUUGACGACAAACUGGUUACCCGCUCUUGUCUGGCCAUUUAUAUGUAUGUAGUAGCUUUGGUAAACUGCAUUUCUUUUUUGAUGAGGGGGAGGAAAUGAAUAAAGUAACUGACGCAGUGAA